This is a messenger RNA of Rotaria sp. Silwood1, 984 nucleotides long. NCBI's taxonomy places the organism in Eukaryota, Metazoa, Rotifera, Eurotatoria, Philodinida, Philodinidae. The record is from the annotation of a GenBank genome assembly.
AUGGCGACCGUAUUCGUUGCUGUUGGCAUAGCAUUAAUCCUUUAUGUAGGAUAUCGAUUAUAUCAACAUUUAUUUCCACCACCAAAUAUAAAUGCAAAUGGUAAAUAUGUUUUAAUAAGUGGAUGCGAUUCAGGUUUUGGUCAUGGAUUAGCUAUUGAACUUGAUAAACAAGGUUUUCACGUAUUAGCUAGUGUAUUUAAUCCGGAUGCUGAAGAACGUCUUACUAGUCAAUUGUCUAAUCGAGCUACAGUUUUUUGUCUUGAUAUAACACAACAACAAGAUAUAGAUAUUGCAUAUGAUAUUGUUACAAAAAAAACUAAUACACUUCAUGCAUUAGUAAAUAAUGCAGGAAUUGGUAACCGUGGUUUUAUUGAUUGGACAUCACUUGAUUUUGUACGUGAAACAAUGGAAGUAAAUUUUUUUGGUCAUGUUUCAAUGACAAAAAAAUUUUUACCAUUACUUAUAUCUCGACGUGGAUCACGUGUAGUUAAUAUUUGUUCAGUUGCUGGUUAUAUGGCUACAGCUGGUGUUUCAGCAUAUGCAUGUUCAAAAUUUGCAUUAGAAGCUUUUUCAGAUUGUUUACGCCGAGAAAUGUAUUCAUGGGGCUUAUAUGUAUCAAUAAUUGAACCUGGCUAUAUGAGAACACCAAUUAUUGAAGCAUAUGAACAUACAUGUCGUAAUCUAUGGGCUGAUGUUCCUGAAGAUGUAAGAAAACGAUGGGGUGAAGAUUUUUUUCGGGAUUAUAUGAUAAAAAUAGAAAAACAUCCUUUCAUUAUAAAUGCUGAAAAUCCUCAAAAAGUUAUUAAAGCAAUCCGUCAUGCUGUUAUGAAUACUGCUCCACGUAUACGAUACCGACCUGGAUGGCAAUCAAGUCUUUUCUUUUUUCCUCUUUCUAUGCUUCCUGCUUGGUUAGCAGAUUAUAUACUCAUUAAAAUAAAAGGUGCAUAUGCUACACCUACUGGUAUUUUGGAACAAUCAGAUUAA